This is a messenger RNA of Adineta steineri, 855 nucleotides long. The record is from the annotation of a GenBank genome assembly. Lineage: Eukaryota; Metazoa; Rotifera; Eurotatoria; Adinetida; Adinetidae.
AUGACUUCCAGUAAUGGAGAUUCAUUAGCAGUAAAACGAUCAGCAGCUACACAAAUUGGUCAAAUAGCUAGUACACUUCCAAAAGAAGUCGAACCUAUACUUAAUAAACUUAAAAGACAUGUUAUUCAUUCAUCAUGGGAUGUUCGUAUUGCAUGUGGCUUAGCUAUUGAACUUAUUAGUAAAAAUAUAUCUGAUGACUUUUCUAUUUUAUUAAAUCCAACUUUACGAUAUAGAUUAAAACUGACUACAUUUGAUUUUAAUAAUGUUAUUGUUAAUAGUUCAAUAUUAUAUCUUGGCGCACGUAAAAUAGAAGAUAUAGGCGAUUAUGAUGGAAAUGUAUCUGUACAAAAGAAAUUUGUUUGCAAAGAAUUUAAUUUUGGUCUACAAGAACGUUUAACGGGUACAGUUAUGCCUAUUGAAGAAAAUGAUUUUAAAACAGAACCAAUUAAUGGAAAUAAUACGCAUAUAAAAUGUGUUUCAUCGAGUGAUUUACAACGAUAUGUAUUUGGUGAUCUAUAUGCAAUUAUUGAACAAGAUUCAUCAGCUGAACCAACACCUUCAAAAAGAUUGAAAUCCUCGAGUACUACGGAAGAAAAUGACGAAAAUCGAUCAUAUUGGUCAUUAAAUGAUUUUUAUGAUUGGUUACUUGAACAAAUAUUUCAACCAUCUUGGGAAUAUCGUCAUGGAGCAGUUACUGCUAUUCGUGAUUUUCUCAAAGGACAACAAUUUGUAACAAUAUCUAAUGAAUUUUAUUAUCAAUGGCUUGAAGAUUUAAGUGUUCGAUUAUUAACAUUAAUUAUACUCGAUCGAUUCGCUGAUUAUGUAUCUGAUGAAGUAAGUUAUAUUUUUUUUUAG